This is a messenger RNA of Lactuca saligna, 546 nucleotides long. The record is from the annotation of a GenBank genome assembly. NCBI's taxonomy places the organism in Eukaryota, Viridiplantae, Streptophyta, Magnoliopsida, Asterales, Asteraceae.
AUGUCUUCGGUGUAUGUGAAAGAGGUAACAAGCAGCAGCGGUGGUGGAAGCAGCAGAUGGUAUCCGACGCCGGAUCAGUUGAUGUUGUUACAAAGAAUGUAUAGAGGCGGCCUGAAAACUCCAUCUGCAGCUCAAGUACAGCAAAUAACAGAAAGAUUAUCCAGUUUCGGCCACAUACAAGGCAAGAAUGUCUUCUACUGGUUUCAAAAUCGCAAAGCUCGCGAGCGACAAAAGCUUCGGAAGAAGUUCAUGAAUUUGUUCCAGCAACAUCACCUUUAUCCUGCUCAUCAUCAGCCCGGUCUUCCUCUUCAUCAUGUUAGUGGACUUGAAGAUGCAUCAAGCUGGAAGGGGGAUCUCCCAUCUGCUCAAACCUGCAACCUCAUCUGCGAUUGUCGAUUUGUGACUAUGAUGAUGAUGGAUCCUGGUGAUAUCGCUCCAUAUUGCACAAGAGUACCACCCAAAACCCUACAACUCUUCCCAGUCACAACCACUAUCUCCGCUGAUCUCAAACAAGACGAUGUCCAGCAAUCUCUAGCCCAAUUUUGA